This is a messenger RNA of Rhinolophus ferrumequinum (greater horseshoe bat), 1988 nucleotides long. RefSeq names its product BPI fold containing family C (gene BPIFC). Gene Ontology annotation, molecular function: lipid binding. The coding region runs from base 1 to 1524 and encodes 507 amino acids. The transcript has 15 exons. NCBI's taxonomy places the organism in Eukaryota, Metazoa, Chordata, Mammalia, Chiroptera, Rhinolophidae. The record is from RefSeq and is a predicted model, not a curated record.
AUGAAUACAAAGAUGGACCAAAUCCUCUGGGGAUGUUUCCUCCUGUGGAAUGUCAUCAUCUCAUCUGCUCAGACCAUUUACCCUGGAAUCAAGGCGAGGGCUACUCAGCGAGCUCUGGACUAUGGCGUUCAAGCUGGGAUGGAGGUGAUUGAGCAAAUGGUCAAGGAAAGAAACAUCCCAGACUUAAAAGGUUCUGAAUCUCUUGAAUUUCUGAAGGUUGAGUACGUGAACUACAAUUUUUCCAACAUCAAAAUCCAUGCCUUUUCAUUUCCGAAUUCUUCGUUAGCCUUUGUGCCCGGGGUGGGAAUCAAGGCCCUGACCAACCAUGGCUCUGUCAACCUCAGCACAAACUGGGACGUCAAGUCUCCACUUUUCCAAGACACAGGAGCAGCUGAUCUGUUUCUCUCUGGGGUCUACUUCACCGGGAUCCUUAUCCUGGCCCGAAAUGACUUUGGUCACCCAACCCUGGAGCUCCAAGACUGCUACGCCCAAGUGAGCCACGCCCAUGUCUCAUUUUCUGGAGAACUCAGUGUCCUGUAUAACUCCUUUGCUGAACCUAUGGAGAAACCCAUUUUAAAGAAUAUGAAUGAAAUGCUGUGUCCCAUUAUCACGGGUGAGGUAGAAGCCCUGAACGCCAACCUCAGCAUGCUGGAGGUGUUAACCAAGAUUGACAACUAUACUAUUCUGGAUUAUUCCCUGAUCAGUUCUCCAGAAAUUACUGAGAACUACGUUGAUCUGGAUCUGAAGGGCACAUUCUACCCACUGGAAAACCUCACCGACCCCCCCUUUUCCCCAGCGCCCUUUGUGCUCCCAGAACGCAGUGACUCUAUGCUCUACGUUGGAAUCUCCGAGUAUUUCUUUAAAUCUGCAUCCUUUGCUUAUUUUACAAGUGGGGCUUUCAAUGUCACUCUCUCCACAAAAGAGAUUUCCAGCCAUUUGGUUCGAAACUCUCAAGGCAUUGGCAACGUGCUCUCCCGGCUUGCAGAGAUCUCCAUCUUGUCCCAGCCCUUCAUGGUUCGGAUCAUGGCAACAGAGCCUCCCGUGAUCAGUUUGCUACCGGGUAACUUCACCCUGGACAUCCCUGCCUCCAUUAUGAUACUCACGGAGACUGAGAACUCAACUGUUGAAACCAUCGUUUCCAUGGACUUUGUUGCUAGUACCAGUGUUGGCCUGGUUAUUUUGGGACAAAGACUGAUCUGCUCCUUGUCUCUGAACAGGUUCCGCCUCUCUUUGCCAGAGUCCAAUCGCAGCAAUAUUGAGGUCUUGAGGUUUGAGAAUAUUCUGUCUUCUAUUCUCCACUUUGGCAUCCUCCCACUGGCCAACGCAAAAUUGCAGCAAGGAUUUCCUCUGCCCAACCCACACAAAAUCUCAUUUGUCAAUUCAGAUGUUGAAGUUCUUGAGCAUUUCAUAUUGAUUUCGACAGACCUGAAGUAUGAAACUUCAUUAAAGCAUCCACCAAGUUUCCAUGGUUGGGAAGGUUUGAACCUGAUAAGUGGACAGUGGAAGGAGAAGUCAGCCCCUUGACUGCCUGUUUGGGGUCCUCUCCAGGAAGUAAAUGACCGUUAAUCCUACCUGCUGUAAACUCUGAGGGAGAAGACAGUGGAUACUGGAGUUUUAAAAUUCUUGUGAAGUGCUUAGUCUGAAAGUUUUCUUUCUCAAGGCCUCAGGGACCAAGGGGGCAAAGUGUGUUAAAGAGCUAAAUCGGGGUGUGUGUGUAUCGUGGAUGUUUGAGUGCAUGUUCAUGUUUGAAUGCAUGUUUUGUGUUCCCGUGUUUAUAAGAUUCUAGGGCCAAGAGCUAGGCAUGUACUUCCGAUGAGGUACAUGAGAAACUCUUUAAGUACAGAUUUGAAUGGGUGUUGGCAGUGGAGAUCCCUUCAGCUCCUUCAGCUCUCUAGGGUUCUCCCCCUCCCUGCAUAUUGGAUUUUAUGUUUUAUAUUUACUGCUACUGUACCCCGUAUUUAAUUAAAAUUGUUUUCUAUCAAUGUCAA